This is a messenger RNA of Xenopus laevis (African clawed frog), 1260 nucleotides long. RefSeq names its product fucolectin. The coding region runs from base 30 to 566 and encodes 178 amino acids. The record is from RefSeq and is a predicted model, not a curated record. NCBI's taxonomy places the organism in Eukaryota, Metazoa, Chordata, Amphibia, Anura, Pipidae. The transcript is spliced from 4 exons.
CAUGAGGGCAAGUCUGAAACAUACAGGAAAUGGGAUUUCUCCUCACUGCCGCCCUCUUGUGUGUGGUGUCUGGCAUUGCAGCUCAGCACAAUGAUCAAGUUGGGAAUCUUGCCCUUCAUGGCCGUGCGACUCAGUCCUCUACCUACUACAAUUACAACAUUGGGUAUUUAGCCCUCGCUGCCAAUUCUAAUGAUGGAAACUUGGAUUCUAACUAUUACCAUGGCUCCUGUUCCAUCACCGGAAACGACGAGUCCCCCUGGUGGCGAGUGGAUUUACUGCAGUCCUAUAAGAUUUCCCAGGUGGUGGUGACCAACAGGGGCGACUGCUGUGGAGAAACUAUUAAUGGGGCCCUUAUUCUCAUUGGUGACUCAUUAGUAAAUAACGGCAAUAACAACCCGAGCUGUGCAGAGAUCACUUACUUGGGGAAUGGUGCGACUCAGGUGUUCAAGUGCAACGGGAUGAUCGGGCACUUUGUCAACAUUGUGAUACCUGGGAAACAGACGUAUCUCCAGUUGUGUGAAGUUCAAGUGUAUGGGGAACCAGUCUCUGCUAAAAAGUGCCCUUAGUAGGGAUCAAUGAAUGGGAUAAUAAAUGUCCUAUGGCAAUGUUUCUUUUUAAACCCUGGCAGCGUCCCACCCUCACCUACAUCAAGUUGCAUAGAAACACUCAAUCAAUAUCAGAUAAUAAUAAUAAGAGCCAUCUCUUGGUGGAAUGGAAAUCCCUAAUGAUUCUGAAUGUGGUGUUUUAGAGUAAGUGUUAGUGAAGUAGGGUUAAAGUUAGGGUUAGUGAAUUAGGGUUAAGGUUAGGGUUAGGGUAAGGGUUAUAAGGAUCAUGGAUCAUACUAAAAAUAGUAAAUAGUGAUGGGCGAAUUUGGGGUGUUUCGCUUCGUUGAUAAAUUUGCUGCAAAAUUCUCCAAACGGCAAAAAAUUUGGCACCGGCAUCUCGUUUUUGUUGCCGGCGUCCGUUUUUGUAUUUUCGCCCAUAACUAAUAAUAAAUGUGGUUGCCCAGUAGUGUCACACUGUAUCAGCCAUACAUACAUAGUUGCUGGUAUAUGUGGGCUCUGUGUUUCGCUAUAUGUACUAAAGCUGCUUUAUAUGUGAUUCUAUGAGCUAUAUAGCUCUUAUAGUGACUGAUGAUGACAUUUGGCUGUUAUGAAUUAUAAUAGAAAUACAGUGUAAUGUCAGGACUGGAGGAGACAGAGCCCAAUCUUGUAAUAAAUCCUUUUUGAGAACCUCAGAAACGUUUUUUGUGUUUUUUUU